GCCGUUGAAACGUUGCGCAUAAUUUUUAGUCGCUCUAAAUACGCAUUGGAAAUUAAUUGGCAAGAAUUAUUUUUGAAUAAAAGUGCAAAAUGAUCAAGAGUGAGGAAGUGGUGUCCGAUUUGAAUAGUCGCAGCAUGGAGCAGCUUGGCGGUUUUCUGCCCGCCACGCACUAUCAUCAUCAUCAUUCGCAUCAUCAUUUGGCACCACAGCACACACACACGCAUGCGGAUCCACAACUACAUGCGCACCACACGCAUUUGUAUCGCAGUGGCAACUUCUUGCCUGCGAGCAAUUACCAGCCCAUGGGUGGCGACUCACCCACAGAGCUGGCGGAUGAGAAGCCCAACAUAAACUACAUGGAACGCAAGUACUACACCACAGCGCUGGAUGCCGCAGGCAAUCCCAGCAGCACACCUCAGCACUACGGACUGAGUGCCCUGCAUAGCAUAAGCACGCCGCCGGCUUCCUCCAGUCCCAUACCGCCAUAUGGCGUGCUCAUGAGCGCCCACUCAGCGGGCUCGGCGUCGCCCAAUUCGAGCUCCAAGACGCCCACAGAGCAGGAGCUGCAAUAUGUAAGCUCUUCGGCUGUGAAGCCGCUGCAGCUGCAGCCCAUGAAUCAUCAUGCGUCCACCAUUAGAUACUGCUCCAACAACACCAUACUCAGCGCCAAUGAAUAUCAGCUGGCCAUGCACGAGGCGGAGCAGCAGCAGCAGCAGCAGCAAUCACACGCUCAGCAAUCGCAGCAUCAACAGCAGCAGCAGCAACAGCAGCAACAUUCUCCCUCCAGCAGCGCUUAUAUGCCGCGCAUGUCCAGCUCACCCAGUCAGGUGAUCUCACAUGCACAUGGCAUGCCCGUGAUGAACUACUCCAGCGCCAGUUCCUCGCCAGCUAAAUCGCUAAACGGCUCCGAUUCAACAUCCACAGCGGCGCAACAGAGUCCCAGCAUGCAGCAGUCCUCCAAGUCAGCCAAUCAGGACAAUCACACGCCGGAUAUAGCCAAAAAGUCGGGCACUCGUCGGCCUGAAAAGCCAGCGCUAAGCUACAUCAAUAUGAUUGGACACGCCAUCAAAGAGUCCUCCACGGGCAAGCUGACGCUAAGCGAAAUUUAUGCUUAUCUGCAAAAGAGCUACGAGUUCUUCCGCGGCGAUUAUAUGGGCUGGAAGAACUCGGUGCGCCAUAAUCUGAGUCUCAACGAGUGCUUCAAGAAGCUGCCCAAGGGCAUGGGCGUGGGCAAGCCCGGCAAGGGCAACUACUGGACAAUAGAUGAGAACUCGGCGCACUUAUUCGAGGAUGAGGGCAGUCUGCGUCGACGCCCACGUGGCUAUCGCUCCAAAAUCAAGGUCAAGACAUAUGCCGUCAAUCCCAAUGGCUUCUACAGCGGCAGCUAUGGCGAUGCGGGCAUGGAUAAUGCCAACUUUUAUGCCACACCCAGCUACGCUAGCUAUGACUAUGCUGCUCCAAACGGCGUUAGUGUGUCCUCAGCUCAAGGCUUUAGCGAUGCGUGGAACGUGCAUGCGGCGCACAGUGGGGCCAAUGUCAUUGGUGUGGGUGGAUUGCCGCAGUACUCAAACAUCUCCAGCCUGUCGGCGGUGGGCAAUAAUCUGAAUGGCAGCUCACCCACUCCGCCGUUGGCGCACUCGGCUCUGGGCAUGGCAACAGCAGCGGGCACGGGCGCGUCAGUGUCGGCGCUUCAAAGUGAUUAUGCGCCAGCCGCCAGUCUCGUGGCUGCUGGUUACUCCUAUGCAACAAGUGGCAGCGGCUUGGAUAACGGUCUGCGCUCCAUGUCGUUGCAACAACUGCACGCCUUGCCCUCAAUGACGCCGCCGCCAUCGCAGUCCCAAGCUGGCAAUCAUGUCAUGGAUCGUUCGCCCAUUGAUCUGAAACCGGUCUACCUGCCGCCCAUUACUCCGCCUCCCACGGUGAACGGAGGCUACUAUGAGACCAUAAAAUAUUCAAAUUAAAUAUGUAUAUUAAUUUAAUUGUAUUUGGCAUUAUUACCUCAAAGGA
Drosophila busckii is the source of this 2007-nucleotide messenger RNA. Its product is annotated as forkhead box protein biniou. The record is from RefSeq and is a predicted model, not a curated record. The coding region runs from base 90 to 1961 and encodes 623 amino acids. Gene Ontology annotation, cellular component: nucleus. Gene Ontology annotation, biological process: animal organ morphogenesis; regulation of transcription by RNA polymerase II. NCBI's taxonomy places the organism in Eukaryota, Metazoa, Arthropoda, Insecta, Diptera, Drosophilidae. The transcript has 4 exons. Gene Ontology annotation, molecular function: DNA-binding transcription factor activity, RNA polymerase II-specific; RNA polymerase II cis-regulatory region sequence-specific DNA binding.